This is a messenger RNA of Linum tenue, 435 nucleotides long. Lineage: Eukaryota; Viridiplantae; Streptophyta; Magnoliopsida; Malpighiales; Linaceae. The record is from the annotation of a GenBank genome assembly.
AUGGCAAGUUUAACAGCUUCACCAUACGCUGCCUUCUUAUUAUCACCCACCAGAAGCAAUGCCAAGAACCAGAGUUGUACAAACAACCGACGCCUCAGCAUAAGAGCAGUCCACCCAGUGAAGUCACUGGAGGAGCUCUACCAAGUGAAAGUAGAAAGGAAAGUGUCACCACAGCGGCUGGCUGAGCUCGGUGUAUCGAGAUGGUCAAUGUGGAAGACCGGGAAAUGCAGGCUGCCGUGGGACUGGCAGGUAGACCAGCUGGUCUUCAUCGAGGAAGGGGAGGUGAGAGUUGUGCCAGAAGGAAGCAAAGGGUACAUGCAGUUUGUGGCUGGUGACCUUGUUCGUUAUCCGAAGUGGUUCGAGGCUGAUCUCUGGUUCAAUGGUCCGUACCAGGAGAGAUACAGCUUUCGCGCUUAUGGUGAUGAUGACUGCUAG